GGAAGCUCCAGAGCGUCAGAUGAACAUGGCGUUGAGAGGAGGGAGGACUGUCAUCACUCCACGGAGGUAAACAACCGCUGCAUAGCUGCCGCGGCCACAGCUUUUACCCUGAAAGCCAGUGAAGGAUUACAUGGGACUGCUGACGCCUCCCUGACAACAUUUGUCUGCGUUUCGUCCUUUUAUGACACUUUCUGGGACUCCGCGUAAGCCGUAGAUAGAAAAAGGGGGCGGUAGAGCAGAGUUGACAGCUAACGUGUACCUGAAUGACUUGACCACAGAAUGUGUGCCAACCGUUUUAGCUAACCAGCAUUAACUUGCGCACUGGGAGCUGUUAUCGACCCUGCUCGAGCCUCAUGCUGUUUCAGUGAACUCCUCUUGCACUAAGAGCCAUUAGUUAGUCGAUAACGACAGAACAUGGUUCGGUAAACUGUUGCUCUGUAUUUGCAUACAACACACACACACACAGACACACAGUUUAGCUAGUAGUGUAUUUACAGGGAAUUCACUCACCUCAGCGUCAUAUGCCAGGUUUGUUUUUACUCUCAGCUUGUAAAGUGUAAGACGUAUAGCGUUGAGGAAAUGUCCGAUAACCAGAGCUGGAACUCAUCCGGUUCCGAGGAGGAUUUGGAGCCCAGAGAGGAGCACGGACAUCCCGUAGGUGUGGGCGAUUUGAGCGGAGUCCUCAGUAAGUGGACAAACUACAUCCAUGGCUGGCAGGACCGUUGGGUGGUGCUGAAAAACAACACGCUGAGCUAUUACAAGUCUCAGGAUGAAACGGAGUACGGCUGCCGAGGUUCCCUCUGCCUCAGUAAAGCUGUUAUUACUCCUCACGAGUUUGACGAGUGCCGACUGGACAUCAGCGUGAACGACAGUGUGUGGUACCUAAGAGCACAAGACCCAGAGCACAGACACCAGUGGAUUGACUCCAUUGAGCUGCACAGGAGUGUCAGAGAGGGGAGAAGAGAGAGGGGAGGAGUCCAGGGAACAAAAAUCAUCACUCCACCACUGGUGCGUUUGUUGGCUGAUUCAGGAUAUGGCUCAGAGUCUAGUCUGCGCAGACAUGGCUCCAUGUUGUCUCUCACAUCAGCCACCAGUGGCUUCUCCGCAACGUCCACAUCCUCCUUCAAGAAAGGGCACAGACUGAGGGAGAAGCUGGCCGAGAUGGAGACCUUCAGAGAUAUUUUGUGUCGGCAGGUGGACACACUUCAGAAGUACUUUGACAGCUGUUCAGAUGCUUCCAAGGAUGAGCUGCAGAGAGACAAAGUCGUGGAAGAUGAUGAAGAUGAUUUCCCCAACACCCGCUCAGAUGGAGAGUUUCUGCACAACAACAACAAUGGCAGCAAAGAAAAAUUGUUUCAGUCUUUGAUUCCCAAGGGAAUCAUCGGCAUUGACUUUAAGGGUGAAGCCAUCACAUUCAAGGCUACCACAGCGGGUAUCCUAGCCACUCUGUCCCACUGUAUCGACCUCAUGGUGAAGAGAGAGGACUGCUGGCAGAAGAGACUGGAUAAGGAGAUGGAGAAGCGGCGAAGGAUAGAGGAGAGCUACAAAUCAGCCCUCAACGAACUGAAGAAAAAGUCUCACUUUGGAGGUCCAGACUAUGAAGAAGGCCCAAACAGCCUCAUUAACGAGGAUGAAUUCUUCGACGCGGUCGAGGCUGCUCUCGACAGACAAGACAAAAUCGAAGAACGGUGCCAAACUGAGAAGACGAGGAUACAGAGGUCCAGUCCUGUUCCGCUCGUGGACGUCCACUCCAACACCGGCUCACAUAGAUUCUCCAACAAGCCUCGUUAUAGUCAGUCCUCCCCCGCACUCGUAGUCAGGUCCCUUCCCCGUGAUGACCACAGAUUCAGCACAGAGGUGGAGGAGAUGGUGCAGAAUCACAUGACCUACUCCCUGCAGGAUGUUGGUGGAGAUGCCAACUGGCAGCUGGUUGUGGAAGAGGGGGAAAUGAAGGUGUACAGGAGAGAGGUGGAAGAAAAUGGGAUUGUUCUGGACCCGCUGAAGGCCACCCACUCAGUGAAGGGGGUGACUGGUCAUGAGGUCUGUCACUACUUUUGGGACACGGCCUAUCGCAACGACUGGGAGACCACUAUUGAAAACUUCAACGUCGUGGAGGCGUUGUCGGAAAACGCAGCAAUCAUCUAUCAAACGCACAAGCGGGUGUGGCCUGCGUCUCAGAGGGACGUGCUGUACCUCUCCUCCAUGAGGAAGAUCGUCGCCAACAACGAGAACGACCCCGACACCUGGCUGGUCUGCAACUUCUCUGUGGAUCAUGACGACGCACAGCCAUCCAACAGGUGUGUCCGUGCCAAAAUCAACAUCGCCAUCAUCUGUCAGACCCUGGUCAGUCCACCAGAGGGCGACAAAGAGAUCAGCAGAGACAACCUCCUGUGUAAAAUCACCUAUGUCGCCAACGUAAACCCAGGAGGCUGGGCUCCUGCCUCUGUGCUCAGGGCUGUGGCAAAGAGAGAAUACCCCAAGUUCCUCAAACGCUUCACCUCCUACGUGCAGGAAAAAACCGCCAGCAAACCCAUCUUAUUCUGAAGCUCACAGUGUGGACACACGUAGACGAGUCUCUGUGACGCUCCGACCACCUCCCCGUCUUCUGUCUCCUGUCACUGCUCUGCCGCCAUGACGACGAGGCGCAUUCACUAAUUUGGUUUGGUUUCAGAAAACGACGCCCUCUGGUGGCCGCAUUUCAACACGGGUGGAACGGACCUCCGCCACGCGAGACAGCCAUUUAAAAAAAAAACAAAAUCGUGCAAUCGUAAUUCAUCGCGAUCGUUUCAAAAGCAGUUCCUGUCUCGGUCUCACUAAAUGACCGUUCCCUUCCUUACCCACAAGUCCUCGGGGCGGCUCCUUAAAGCACAGCUGACGCCAUCUUCUAUGGUCACGUAGAGAGAAAGUGACCUGCGAGAGUAGCCAUCACACCACGUCAAGACUGUUUUCUGGCGGAUAUAUUAAUAAAUAAAUGUACGUAUGUUCUAUAAGAGGUUUGCUAUCGCUAAGAGUUCAAAUAUAUCUUGUGUUGAUUUGUCUUUUUAUUUUCCUGCAUAGUCGAUUCUCAGCCUCCUGGAGAAGUUUUUUUUUGCGAGCGACUGUUUUGAUUUAAAAUCGUAUGAAGUCCAGAGAGCCGUCAUCGACCCCGGUGACCCCUAUGACCUAAGACUUGACCUUUUCUGACCGCGUCGCUCUCAUGAAAGCGCCUCACGUCGGCGCCGACGGAGCGGCGAGUCGAAGAGUCCCGUUUCUGCGUGUAAAAACACACGUACGUGUACAUUAACGGGGUUUUUUUUUUGGAAUGUUCAAUGAAAUGUAAAUUUUCCAGUGAAGGUUCUGAGCUUUUUUCCCGUCGUGCCCGGAUGCCUUAGUGUUGCAGGAAGAUGUAGCUUCAGGUGAGAGAGUCAGUGCACCUGUGACAUCACUAGUGAAGUGCCUCGUGGCUUUGUUCCCUGUUAUUACUGCUGAGGUUUUCAGCCAUGUUUCUCUCUCUCUGAGUUAACGUAAAGCACAUAUUUUGAUGACAUUUUCUUUUGCUUAUGACGCCAAGAAAGAAUUGAUCCACACUUUUUUUUUUGUUGUUAAACUUGGGAAAGUGAGCGGCCUUGGCGGAGGGUCCCAGUGCUUUCUCUGGUUAUUUCUUGCGUCCUAUGAUACAUUUGCUGAGGGCUUACGUGACUGUUUUUAGUUCUAUCGUUGUGAAAACAUCAGGUUUUUUCCCCCCAGUGUUGCCACCUCAACCUCUCAGUCAGUAUUUCUGCAUGUGCCGUGCAACUAAUGGUUGUUACGGAGUAAGCGUGGGACGAUAUAUGAAAGUAUUCACACCCAAAUAGCUGCAGUUUAUAAAAUUACAAGCUCUUAAAUGCAUUAAAUUAACAUUUUGGUAAGAAUAUCUUAGUCCAUAACUGCUUUAAAAUAAAAAAUGAUUUGGCUUUCGUCGCCUUGGAAUGAGCCUUGUAUUUUUACUUCAGGAAAGAGGCUGCCGUCUUGUGGAUGGAACCAGUCAGUGUGUGUUUGUGUCACUAAGCAAACAAACAAACAAAAUAAAUCCCGCCCCCUGCAGCAUUUUCAGGUUACAAAAUAGUGAUUUUCAUGCUUCUAUAGCAUCCCGUCCUUACUGCUCACACAUGCCGUCACAGGUCUUUGUUCUUUUUUUUCCGACAGGUCACAGGAGGGAAAAGCACAGGUGAAACUGACGAUGGCCACGUUCCAUUUAGCUUACCCAGGUUCAGGCUGCGUCCUGGCUCCCAAUCGCACAGGAAACGAACAGCCGUCGUCACAGUUAUCAAUAACACCUGUGCUUUCCCUGCUCACAUUUGCUUUGAAAAAAAGUACUAUAAACAGUUUUGAAGAAUGCAAUAUUAGGUUUAAAUUUACAUUUCAUUUAUUUUCCAGGUUUUUUUUUUUGUUUAAACUAAAUCAUUUGUACUUGUGGUCAUGUACUAUUUCAGCUUCGGGGCAUCGGACUGAUUCACCUUUUACAUUUCAGAGCUCACAGUGUACAAAGGCGUGUGCGUGAGAGACUCAAACGUGACAUCGGAUCAAAGCUGUGUCGCCUACGCAGACAUUUCUUCCACGAGUUCUUAGCCGGCUGAAUGUAAAUGAGACAUUUUGUUUUGUAAAUAAUCUGUUCAUACUAAUGCUGUGGGAUCAACUUACAGGUGUACUGUGACAACGUGGCACUCGUGCCGUGUUUAAAAAGUGAAAUAAAUAAGUUCAUCCUC
Molecule: messenger RNA, 4724 nt
Organism: Solea solea (common sole)
Lineage: Eukaryota; Metazoa; Chordata; Actinopteri; Pleuronectiformes; Soleidae
Product: ceramide transfer protein-like
Exons: 19
Coding region: 580-2544 (654 amino acids)
Biological process (GO): ER to Golgi ceramide transport
Cellular component (GO): Golgi apparatus
Molecular function (GO): phosphatidylinositol-4-phosphate binding
Source: RefSeq, a predicted model, not a curated record